CCAACAUCAACGAUGAUAUCGCCGCUGAUCGCUGGUCAACUGGAGUCUCACUUGUCAUCACCAAGUUCACCUGUGGUCCAGGGUUGCACCGCAAUCUCGCGAUAAACAGAAAACAGACCAGCCUGAUCAGUCGGGUCAUACAACUAUCCCUUGGUAGGUAGCCGACCUUACGGACAUCGCUCUCAUACGUCAGAAACCAUCAUGUCGACCAGCUCUGCCAACCCUGAGCUUCGCGACCUUCCUGAUUUUACCGAGUUCAUGAACCUCGUUCGAGCGCAAGAUCCCGAGAAUCCCGUCAUGGUUGAUGCCGAUCUCUUGGAGGAAGUCUUCGGGGACGGCACGACAUCACGCAAUGGAGCUUCGGAAGAUUUCGUCCGGUCUUUAAAACACGUUACCGAGCAGGAAUUGAUACGGCAAGAUCAGGACCUCUACGCGCAGAGCUGUCCUGUAUGUCAGUUAUCUUAUGCUGAAAUCCUGACGGAGCAAGAGUAUGCCGAGUCCACGGAUCACUAUAUAGGCGGGGCGAACGCCGAUCUCGGAUUGCGACGGUUGCCGUGCCAAAAAGACACCGGAGACCAGGAGGCGUCCCUCGGCGGUCAUAUCAUGUGUGGGCGGUGCGCUAGGAAAUGGUUGCGACUGCAAAAUACAUGCCCCAUGUGUCGGAGCGUCAUGGACCCGUCGAUUGCAGUGGCCAGCAAUGCAGAAGAUGACACUGAUGGAAAUCCGGAUCCCAUGCUGGAGCUCUUCCAAAGGCUCUUCUCAGCUGUACACCAAUCCGGCCAUGGGUCGCGAAUCGACGACUCGGGCCCUCCAAACAGGCGUGGCGAGGAAAGGGAAGAGUUUACAGGAAUGUACUCGUGAACAAGAAAGAGCUGCUUGAUCGAUCGCCAGCGAGGUCGCGGCCGAAUCUCUAUACCUUGCGAACAGAUGCCUCAAACUUUGAGGAGAUAAUGCUGUCCUUGAAAGCAAUAAUCAUCGGCCUGGUCGAGGCAGACCGCACGGAUCACAUCUUCGACUUCCCGAUCGCCCCUCAAGGAAGAUUUCAGCCAUAUCAUUUCGGCAAGGCUUUCUUGGCCUGGAAGACACUGCUGCGCUGCGUCCUAGUCGUGUCACAUCGGGCGUCUAGAGGAGAGCUUUUCAUAUCCCGUUGUACGGCUACGCACGAGCCUCGAGAGAUCAUGUAUCGGUCGAGCAGGUUUUGCCAGUCGAGCAGGUCAGGAUUGGUCGUGAUCGCUUGAUUAUUGCAUGGCAUUUGAGAAA
Molecule: messenger RNA, 1260 nt
Organism: Filobasidium floriforme
Lineage: Eukaryota; Fungi; Basidiomycota; Tremellomycetes; Filobasidiales; Filobasidiaceae
Exons: 4
Coding region: 202-861 (219 amino acids)
Source: RefSeq, a predicted model, not a curated record